Drosophila navojoa is the source of this 1470-nucleotide messenger RNA. It is a transcript of the gene Hydr2, whose product is annotated as abhydrolase domain-containing protein 2. Gene Ontology annotation, molecular function: acetylesterase activity; monoacylglycerol lipase activity. Gene Ontology annotation, cellular component: sperm plasma membrane; sperm flagellum. NCBI's taxonomy places the organism in Eukaryota, Metazoa, Arthropoda, Insecta, Diptera, Drosophilidae. The record is from RefSeq and is a predicted model, not a curated record. Gene Ontology annotation, biological process: acylglycerol catabolic process; medium-chain fatty acid biosynthetic process; steroid hormone receptor signaling pathway.
AGCAAGCGUACAAACCACAGAAGAAACAACUGCAACUGCAAGGCUUAAGGAUACAAGAGCAUCCUUGACGUCGCCAGCGACACCCACAGGUGCGGAGCAACGAAACUCAAGAAAAAUAGCAGCAGCAGAAAAGAAGAAAGAUGUCUACCGCCUUUUUAACGCUUGUCGCCGUAAUCGUGUGCAUUCUAUUCCGCAUCCUAAAUGUCCACAGCCAGCCCUUGAGGCCGAGCGUGUGGUGCCUCGACGAGCAGUUUCUCGAUUGUUUGUACAAAAUUGCGCCGGUGCUGCGCGAACCCUAUGUUCCACCACGUCUAUGGGGAUUCAGUGGUCAUGUUCAGACCGUAUUGCAUAGCAUUGUUGGCCGAGUUCGUUGCCCGUGGCCUCUGGGUGAGCGCGUCUAUCUCUCGCUCCAGGAUGGAUCCACCUUAACUUAUGAUCUGUAUCAGCCACUAAAGGAGCAGGAAGAUGAUAUUACAGUGGCUAUUUGUCCGGGAAUAGCGAAUAGUUCGGAAUCUGUUUAUAUUCGCACCUUUGUGCACCUGGCCCAGUGCAACGGUUAUCGCUGCGCCGUUAUGAAUCACAUUGGCGCCCUGCGCACCGUACAGGUGACCUCGACACGCAUCUUUACCUAUGGCCACACAGACGAUUUCGCUGCCAUGGUAGAGCAUCUGCAUCAGAAGUACCAGCAGAGUCGCAUUGUUGCUGUUGGCUUCAGCCUGGGCGGCAAUUUGGUCACCAAGUACAUGGGUGAAAUGCAAAAGGAAAAGCCCAAUAGUGUGAUUGGCGGCAUUUCCAUUUGCCAGGGCUACAAUGCCGUCGAGGGUACCAAGUGGCUGCUGAACUGGCAAAACUUCCGUCGUUUCUAUUUGUAUAUCAUGACUGAGAAUGUGAAGAGCAUCAUUUUGCGCCAUCGUCAUGUGCUGUUGUCGGAUGAGGUGAAGGCACGUCAUAAUCUCAACGAACGAGAUAUUAUAGCGGCUGCAACAUUGCCGGAACUAGAUGAGGCAUAUACACGACGUGUCUAUAAUUUUGCAUCGACACAGGAAUUGUACAAGUGGAGCUCGUCUCUUUUCUAUUUUGACAACAUUGAGAAACCAAUGAUUUACAUAAAUGCCAAAGAUGAUCCCCUGGUUCCGGUUGACUUGUUGCAUCCAAUUAAGGAGUAUGCUACCACUCGCCCAAAAUCAGCAUACGUGGAGGUAGCUCAUGGUGGUCACCUCGGAUUCUAUGAGGGUGGCUUUUUAUAUCCAAAUCCGGUUACUUGGCUGGAUCGCACGCUGGUUGCCAUGGUUGGCUCUCUGGUCAUGAUGCAUGCGGGUGGAAGCAAAGUGGCACCAUAGACAGUCGAAUUGUGUACACUCCUGUCAAAAUUAUGAAUGCCGCAGAACUAUAAAAUGCUUUUUAAUUUUUGCCAAAAUUUCAUGUUGCUGUCAAACUAAGUCUUAUACGAAAGUAAAACGCAAUGCAUAU